GGCAGAGGAGCCCGAGCCGGCAAGCAGGCUGUGGCGGCGGCGGCUGCAGAGGCGAUGGCAGGGAAAGAAUUGGAGCGAUGCCAGCAGCAGGCGGACGAAGUGACGGAAAUCAUGCUCGACAAUUACCAAAAGGUCCUGGAGCGGGAUGGCAAGCUGGCAGAGCUGGAGCAGCGCUCGCACAAGCUCCUGGACAUGAGUUUGGCCUUCAGCAAGACAACCAAUACUCUAGCCCAAAAGAAGCGCUGGGAGAACAUCCGGUGCCGGGUCUACUUGGGGCUGGCAGUGGCUGGUGGCCUUCUCAUCAUCCUGAUUGUGCUGCUGGUCACCUUUCUUCCGGUGAGCGAUGGGGAAAAUAGUCAACCAUAGGACUUGGAUACAGGAACUGCCGUAAGAACUGGAACUGACCCAGCCAGGCCUGGAGGAAAGGCUGAAGGACUGCACAGGCCUGUCCUGGUCUCCAGGGAAUCCUGGUGUUUGCGUCUGUCUGGGCCUCCUGACUGAGUGCUGAAGGGCAUCCUGGAUGUAUGCACCUCUACAUCCCCCAUUAUGUCAUGGACUGGCCCUUGAGGGCAGCCUGCUGCACUGGCCCUACUAAGUUUCACCGCUGGAGCUGAGUAAAAGCUGCUGUUU
Microtus ochrogaster (prairie vole) is the source of this 630-nucleotide messenger RNA. RefSeq names its product vesicle associated membrane protein 5 (gene Vamp5). The record is from RefSeq and is a predicted model, not a curated record. NCBI's taxonomy places the organism in Eukaryota, Metazoa, Chordata, Mammalia, Rodentia, Cricetidae. Gene Ontology annotation, cellular component: plasma membrane. Gene Ontology annotation, biological process: Golgi to plasma membrane protein transport.